AUGCCCCAGUCUCAUGUAGAGUCAGGAGAGUGCUCCGAAGCUCAUGAUGAGGGCCAGGACUUGGCCAUUCCGGCCGCAGGCUGGACACCGCAGCUCGGCUCGAAGACGGUCAAGUCGACGGCUCGAGAGGAGGACUCGAUGUCUCAUCAGGACUCUCCGCUCUCCACUCGGCCAUUUCCAACCCUGGCAGACUUGCGACUGCAGGUGGACGAGCGGCUGCACGAGGCAAUCAAGGGAGGUGCCUUUCAAGGCACCACACGGAGCCGCAGCGAGAACAGCAGGCUCCGAUGGGAACUCAGGGCAGCUCGAUGUGAGCUGGAGCAGGGCGAAGUUGAAGCAGCCUGGCAACAAGAGGUGGAAUUCUGGAAGGCAGAGGUGAGCAGACUAGAAGCAGAGUUGCUUGAGCUAAAACAGCAUCGGGCAUCUGCAGAAGCGCUCGGAAAGGGCCUGCAGAAGGUGCAGCCCACGCCGCCAACGUCCCAAGCGCGGCACGAGGACGAUGCGAGCGAGACCGCUCGCUGGUUCGGUCGAGGGUGUGGCGAAGAUGACACCAAGAAGUGGAGGUGA
Messenger RNA from Durusdinium trenchii, 567 nucleotides. The record is from the annotation of a GenBank genome assembly. NCBI's taxonomy places the organism in Eukaryota, Dinophyceae, Suessiales, Symbiodiniaceae.